Molecule: messenger RNA, 1827 nt
Organism: Mesitornis unicolor (brown roatelo)
Lineage: Eukaryota; Metazoa; Chordata; Aves; Mesitornithiformes; Mesitornithidae
Product: inter-alpha-trypsin inhibitor heavy chain H4-like
Source: RefSeq, a predicted model, not a curated record
AUGGGGCACAAGAUUGUCAGUGGGUAUCUUGUGCAUUACUUUACACCCCAUGAAAUGCCAGUGUUUCCCAAAAAGAUCAUCUUUGUUAUAGAUCAAAGUGGCUCCAUGGCAGGCAGAAAAAUUGAGCAGGUGAGUGCCUGUUUUCUUAUUACGGGCACAGAUAUCAGUUGUGCCCUGCUGACUGCCACGAGUGUGCUGGGUAGAGCCGAAAGGCUGCCAGAAGAGAGCGUCUCCAUGAUUAUUUUGUUGACAGAUGGCCAGCCCACUUCUGGAGAGAGUAAUGUGGAAGUAAUUCAAGAAAACCUUCAGGAAGCAGUCAAUGGGAAAUAAGCUCUUUUCUGCCUUGGCUUCAGUUUUGAUGUCCGUUAUAAGUUCCUGGAGAAGAUGGCCCUAAGUAAUGGGGGAAUAGCACGUCGUAUAUAUGAAAACGCUGGUGCAGCCCUGCAGCUACAGGGCUUUUAUCAAGAGGUGGCUACCUCACUAUUAAUGAAAAUUGAAAUGCAGUAUCCAGAAAAUGCCACUGAGGGAUUAACCAAGAACAAUUUCAAGCUUUUUUUUGAAGGAUCCAAACUUAUCGUAUCUGGAAAAAUCAGCAAUGAGCUUGAUCUCUUGCCAGUUGAAAUUAAAGCUCAGUCCCAUGCUCGUGACUUGACUCUUAAAGAAGGAGCAGACAACAAAGAGGAGCAAGUAUUUCAAAAUCAAAGUUACGUCUUUGGAAAUUUCAUAGAGAGACUGUGGGCUUCCUUAACCAUUCAGCAGCUUCUAGAAAAAUCAUAAGCUCUUUUAAUUAUUUCAGCGCACAAAAAUGAUCAGAAAACCUUGGAGGCACAAGCCUUAGAGCUGUCUCUGCAGUGCAGCUUCAUCACACUACUCACCUCCAUGGUGCUCACCAACCCUGCUGGCCAGCAGCGGGCAGAGCUGGCAAACAAACCCCCGAAGCUGCUGAGCCCUGUUGUCGGUGUGAUGGUCAGGCAGGCACGGCUGCUUGAGGGCACUGGAAUGUCCCCACUGGAACUGGGGUUGGUGCCCGCCAGAGCAUUGCUGAGCACCGUUGCUCUCCGUCGUGAUGGACCAGCACGGCUGGAGCAGCCAGGGAGACAAAGGAGCAAACAGGGUGGCUGGGCUACUGGGACCAGGGGAGAUGCUUCUAGACUGAGGAGUAGAUCACCUUCUGCCAACGAAUAUCCACAGCUUCUCUUGCAAUUACCCGAACAAAAUGAAAUAAUCUGUUUCAAUACUAAUGGAAACCCACAGCCCUCACACCUGCUGUCAGAUCUGGAGCAAGGACUCACUGUGAUGGGGAAACUUGGAGACAGAAUAAGGCACUUUGUGCAGUUUGACAUUAACUAUGUGAAUCCUCCUGUGCAAACCCACGUCUCCACAAAUGGGAUCCUCCUAAGCCUCAAUAAUGAGAGCACUCAGCUACCGUGGACAGAGUCGGCCAGCUCCACAUCCAGGAUAUCAGAGGCAGAACGUUUACCUUCCACAGAGAAGGACCCACAGCAGCCCUUGCAGUGUGUUGUGCUGGCUGCUGCCAGGCACUUCGUGUUCCUCCAGCCGCAGAGCGCGCUCAGUGUCGCAGUUGAAAAGGAAAGGAGCGUUACAGCAUCAUUGUCCGAUACAGUCAUAGUAACAAUUUCCUUUGUAAAGUGUCCAGACGUUUUUCUUGGGCUGUAUUUAUUGAACACUGACCGUUUUUCUGAUAAAGUCAGUGGAGUUCUGGCAAGUUUCUGUGAUGUGGAAGAAGUGCUGCAAUAUAAGAAAAGUUACAGGCUUGAGUCAACCAGUGACCCUGUUGUGUGCUGGUCAAUAGAUGUAACUCCCUAG